CUCAGUCCACUGAGCCACACCAGCCAGGGCUUCUCUCACACUUGUAUUAAGCACCUGUUCUGUACCAGGCAGCCAGAUUACUAAAUGUGCUUAAAUUGGCCACGGAGCAAAUUCCAACAUAAACCCACAUGUACAGGUGGAUUAAUAAGACCCAAAUCCUUUCUGGCAGGAACCUAACAACAAAGCCCGGAGGUAAGCUGGGCGCGGAACAGUCAUCCAGCAAACGCUCUGACCGGCAGGUGCCUCGGAGGCACGACAGGGAGAGGCUGAUGCAGCCGACGGUGCCCCUUUCAAACUCUAACUCUCUCCAAGAGCCAAGAGGGUAGCUUCCUAGGCUGCCGCUGUCCGGUGCCGCUCCCUGGGAGCGGUGCUAUGAGGACUUGAGAGUUUCAAAGACAGACCCAUAGACUUUGGCACCCGGCCACCCUGAAACUACAACUCCCGAGAAGCCUUGCGACGGACGCCAUAUUUCCUCGCGAGUCUAUGCGGCCGGCUCCGGGGCGGGCGAUGCCUCUUGCGUAAUCGGCGCGCGCCGCCGCCGUCUCAGAGUGAUAACGUCGAGCCCCUGCCCCAGCUGUCAGUCACAGCGCGGCCGGGCACCCGCGGAGGGGCUCGCGGGGCCUGCGCCCUCCAUGGCAGCCGUGUUUGACCUGGAUCUGGAGACGGAGGAAGACAGCGAGGGCGAGGGCGAGGGCGAGCCGGAGUUCCCUGCGGACGUGUGUCCCCUUGCCGAGUCGAGGGCGGCUGGCCUGGAGCCCGUGGGACACUACGAGGAGGUGGAGCUGACCGAGACCAGUGUGAACCCUGGCCCUGAGCGCAUCGGGCCCCACUGCUUUGAGCUGCUGCGUGUGCUGGGCAAGGGGGGCUAUGGCAAGGUGUUCCAGGUGCGAAAGGUGCAGGGCACCAACUUGAGCAAAAUAUAUGCCAUGAAAGUCCUGAGGAAGGCCAAAAUUGUGCGCAACGCCAAGGACACGGCACACACUCGGGCCGAGCGGAACAUUCUGGAGUCUGUGAAGCACCCCUUCAUCGUGGAGCUGGCCUAUGCCUUCCAGACCGGCGGCAAACUCUACCUCAUCCUUGAGUGCCUCAGCGGCGGUGAGCUCUUCACGCACUUGGAGCGAGAGGGCAUCUUCCUGGAGGACACGGCCUGCUUCUACCUGGGGGAGAUCACACUGGCCCUGGGCCACCUGCACGCCCAGGGCAUCAUCUACCGGGACCUCAAGCCCGAGAACAUCAUGCUCAGCAGCCAGGGCCACAUCAAACUGACAGACUUUGGGCUCUGCAAGGAGUCGAUUCACGAGGGCGCCGUCACCCACACCUUCUGUGGCACCAUUGAGUACAUGGCCCCUGAGAUUCUGGUGCGCAGCGGCCACAACCGGGCGGUGGACUGGUGGAGCCUGGGGGCCCUGAUGUACGACAUGCUCACUGGAUCGCCACCCUUCACUGCAGAGAACCGCAAGAAAACCAUGGACAAGAUCAUCAAAGGGAAGCUGGCGCUGCCCCCGUACCUCACCCCGGACGCCCGGGACCUCGUCAAAAAGUUUCUGAAGCGGAACCCCAGCCAGCGGAUUGGGGGCGGCCCAGGGGACGCUGCUGACGUGCAGAGGCACCCCUUUUUCCGGCACAUUAACUGGGACGACCUCCUGGCCCGCCGUGUGGACCCCCCUUUCAAGCCCUGUCUGCAGUCGGAGGAGGACGUGAGCCAGUUCGACCCCCGCUUCACGCGGCAGACGCCAGUGGACAGUCCGGACGACGCGGCCCUCAGCGAGAGCGCCAACCAGGCCUUCCUGGGCUUCACGUACGUGGCGCCCUCUGUCCUGGACAGCAUCCGGGAGGGCUUCUCCUUCCAGCCCAAGCUGCGCUCCCCCAGGCGCCUCAACAGCAGCCCCCGGACCCCCAUCAGCCCCCUGAAGUUCUCGCCCUUUGAGGGGUUUCGGCCCAGCCCCGGACCACCGGAGCCCAUGGAGCCCCCUCUGCCUCCUCUGGUGCCACCACCGCCACCGCCCUCGAGCACUGUCCCCCUGCCCAUCCGACCCCCCUCAGGGACUAAGAAGUCCAAGAGGGGCCGUGGGCGCCCUGGGCGCUAGGGGGCGGGGGCAGUGGGACCCUGGGGGCGUCUCGGGGCACAGGAGGGAGUGUGUGGGAGCGCGUGUCUGUGUUGGGAGUGGCCGUGCCCCCGAAUCAUGAGUGCAGAGGGCCAGCUGCCGGCGGGGGCCUCCCGCGGCCGAGCUGCACCCUGAGGAAUUAAAGUGCCUGAUCACGGC
Molecule: messenger RNA, 2264 nt
Organism: Phyllostomus discolor (pale spear-nosed bat)
Lineage: Eukaryota; Metazoa; Chordata; Mammalia; Chiroptera; Phyllostomidae
Gene: RPS6KB2
Product: ribosomal protein S6 kinase B2
Exons: 15
Coding region: 633-2087 (484 amino acids)
Biological process (GO): signal transduction; protein phosphorylation
Molecular function (GO): protein serine/threonine kinase activity; ATP binding
Source: RefSeq, a predicted model, not a curated record